This is a messenger RNA of Amoebophrya sp. A120, 2910 nucleotides long. NCBI's taxonomy places the organism in Eukaryota, Dinophyceae, Syndiniales, Amoebophryaceae. The record is from the annotation of a GenBank genome assembly.
AUGUCACGACUAAACAGCCCGACGACGAAGCGGACUACUGUGAAGAAGCCACCACAGGCGGUCAAGCGAUCUAGUUCGCCCGGAAAGAUUCAGCAAGUCGCAGGCCGUGCAGAAAAACAAGCUGGUGGUAGUCAUGGAGCAGGUUCGAAGAAGCCCUCCCCGUCCUCAUCAGUGAAGAGAUUCAACAAGGUUGUGAAGCACGACAAGCCGUGGAACUCGUCGACCACGGGAGUCACGUGCAAUGGCAUCUUUCCUCCCCAUCCAUCUAGCGCACAGAGCAGCAAUCUUAGCAAAGGAAAUCCGCAGAAAAGCGUCUCGUCCGACAAAUCGUCUCUCUGCGCCAGUGCGUCUGCAAUUUUUCAAGCGGCCAAGGGUUCGUCCAACGCGUCAAAAUCGCAAUCGGCGAAAGCAGCUUCCAAUCCUUCUCGUUCUCCUGGGAGUAGUUCGCCACAGCGAGCUGCAAAAGUAGUGAGGACCGGAGUUGCAGCAGCAGUGGUUGCUGGUACAACCUCUGGACCACGAAACACGAGAGCCAAGCAGACGAAUGGCACACUGCGGUCGCCGUCGCUCGGUGCGGGGACCAAGAGCUCGCAGCUGUCGAAGAAGACAAAGCUGUCCUCACCCGACACCGGCGGGAGGAGACCGCCUACACCAGCACCAACGCCGAUUCUGGCAACGGCAAGUGAUUUGCUGAUCUCUAGCGGUAGGCAGGAUCAGGAAGCAUUCGCGGGCUCUUCGUCUGCCGGUGCUAGUUACAGAAAUGAUCCUGAAAAAGGUGGACACCCGGCUAGGGCGGGCAUCGACGAUGAGAAGAAAGCCUCCGUCGGACCACCACGACAGGAAGAUCUGCGGUCCCUGAAUCACAAAGAGUUCCUCGCCCGAUUGUCUUCAGGCCUCGAGGAAAUGGUCAAGCAAAGGCUUUCUCUCUCACCGCUAGCCGUACCGCUUUUUCCUGCCACUACCGAGGACGCCGAUGCGCAAAAACAUGCUGCUGCGGAUAACGUUGUCAUCCGCAAAUCUGCAGGGUCAUCUGACCAACAGAAAGAAACAAACCAGAACAGUGCAGGAGCCGGAGUUCAGCUCGACGCCAGUGCUCCUGCUUCCCCGGAUAAAUCGGAUCACGGCCUGAUGCUCGCCCCCUACCUCGUUUCUUCCGAGGACGAGGCACCAAAACUCCCUUUCCUGCCCAUCGCUGCUUCCGCUCCCGCAGCAGUGCAGGGAGGAAUCAAACAAAGUGAGAGCCCAUCUUUGCUGUUGAAGUCGUCCCCGCAACUAAAAGCUCAACAGGUCGCGGAGCAGGACCAGCAGUCCAUGAAGCGGCCGCCCCAACCCGCGGAUCGUUCGCGCACCAAAGCCUCGUCGCUGUCGCCGAACCCGAAACCCAAGCGGCAACGCCGGUCUUCGGCCGCGAACCCCAAAGGAAAGGGAAAGAAGGCCAAAUCGAACGCAGCGUCGCCGGAACUCGAGCUGAAACCCUUCGAAAAGCCCUGGGGGGAGAUGACGGAGCAAGAGCGACAGAGUCUCGGGGUGCUCGACCGCAUCCAGCACAAGCAGGGCAAGCCGCGGGUUUCCCUGGUGGUGCCAGAAGAGCGACAGGGGUACGUGGUGGAUAAGAAGAAGCAGGAAAAGAUGAACGCGCUGUACGCCCGGCUGGACCGCGCGUACAAGAAGUGCAGCAUCGAGCAGAUCCACGCCGAGCUGGCCCGGCGGCGGAAGAAGCUCGAAAAAGAAGAACAGCUGAAGAACUACUGCUGGUGCGGGGUGUGCCGCCCCGCCAAGGGUCCGUGGCGUCCACGGCGAAACACGCUCGUGCAGAUGGGUAUCUUGAAGGAACACGAAAGCAUGGAUGUGUGGGAAGAUAGAAAGAAAGAACUGCGCGAGAAGUACCGAAGAGAAAACAAAGCAAAAGACGGCGAUGAAGAUGAAGAUGCUGAAAUAAAGGCUGAAGGAAAGGGCGUCGAAAAUAACAACCAGAAGAUGAAUCGAAGUGAGGAGGAAGCAUCAAAAGAACUGCACAAACAAAACGAGCAAAAAGUUGAUCACCUUGUGCUCGUUUCCCACGGCAAAGAACCAACUUCCGAAGAAAGACAGCCGUUGACGACGGUACAUGAAGAGACCAUUCUAGAAGACACUGCACCCGUUUGCGAAAACGUCGAAGAACAGGACCUGUUGGACGAGUUUCAGAUGGCCGAACUGGAGCUGCUUUGCGAGGAAAUCGAAAAGAAGGGCGCAGAUGAUGAAAAAGCCGGUAGUGGUACGGGUGCAUCAGCGUCCAAUGUUGCUGUCGUGCAGGCGUCAGGAGGUAGUGGCCCCUCCUCGUCUUCAGCCGCGGUGUCUUCUUCAAUAAAAUCGCGACUGCAGGCACCCUCCGUGUUUGCUCGAGGCGGCUCCGCGCCCGCAGUUUUGGCGACUUCGAGUAGCAAGCUCAGUUGCCGUCCUUCAGCCCUACCCGGUGCGGAAUCCGCAGCGCGCGCACAGAAGAUUAAGCCUUGAGUAAAUAGAUACUAAUACAGAAGUCGAAGUGACAUUUAUUUUACAUUUUCCGCUGCUCUUUCUAGCUUCCCUGCUUUGGUACUAAAACUACCUAAAUAAAAGCAGCAAAUCUGAUGAGCUGGUGCUGAGUCAGCUUCAGCGCUACGACGCAAGCGUUGACUUCACCUGGUCGCGUGGUCGUCCACCUGGGGGAGAUAACGACGCUUAAGUCAGUCCGAUCACAACUUUUGAGGCUAUUUCUCGAACUACUAUUCUGUUUCUGAUGUAAUGUUGUUUGUGUUUUGAUCACAUAACACAUGAUUGCCGAUGAUGAUGUCGUUCUACUUGAAUCAUUCAUUGUGGCUUUUGAGACGAACAAAUGCACCAACUUCUUUGACACUGUACCAAAAUUGCUGGCUCUUGGCGACGGGCACAGAU